Messenger RNA from Biomphalaria glabrata, 2502 nucleotides. Its product is annotated as nitric oxide-associated protein 1-like. Gene Ontology annotation, molecular function: GTP binding. NCBI's taxonomy places the organism in Eukaryota, Metazoa, Mollusca, Gastropoda, Planorbidae. The transcript is spliced from 10 exons. The coding region runs from base 153 to 2252 and encodes 699 amino acids. The record is from RefSeq and is a predicted model, not a curated record.
UUAAAGGCAUGUUUACUUUCAUAGAUAUCCUUCACAAAAAUAAGUUUUGAUAGUUACAAGUGUAAUACAAGAGUCUACCUUGUCAUCGACAUUGUCAAAGGUGAAAAGGAAUCUCAAAAUCUUCUAGCGAUAAUCCGACAACUUCAAGAAUCAUGAACAGAUUUAUUUCAAGUUUCUCUCGAAGGCAUUUAAAUGGAAAGCUUUUUAGCCAUAACUUACUAAAAUCUUGGACUUAUUCACCUAACAAUCACUUACGUUGCAGCUCCACUUUGUCACUGAAGUAUGCAGUUUUUGAACCAAAGCAAAAGACACAAUUUAUAGAUGACACAAAAACUCCUAAGAAAAAGGAAAUGGAUCAUUCAAAUCCUUCUUUAACUGUUCAAAACCUAAUUUUGCGUGAUGCACAAACACCCACUUCUGAUGCUGCACAGGCUAUUUCACGAUGGAAGCAGCGACUGGAAGACCUAAAUGAGAAUUUUGAGAAAACUUUAACAGAAAUUGAACAAACAAAUAAAACCAUGGAAAAUACAGAACAUUUUGGGGACAUGGCUGAUCUGGAUGCUGUUGAAAGUAUCUCAUUUUUAAAAGACUUUAAAACUAGUUUAAUUGUAAAGCCUAGCCCACUUUUGGGUACGGAAGAUAGAGAUGUACCAACUAGCGAGGAGCCCUGUGUAGGUUGUGGAGCUACAUUGCAAUGUCAGCAUAGGACUUUUCCAGGCUUCUUGCCUAGUGAGUAUUUCAAAGUUUUAACUGCAGAAGAAAUGAAAAGUACUCUGUGCCAAAGAUGUUAUUAUAUACAAAACUGUGAUGCCUUUCAGGAGGUUUCCACCAACCCUAAAGAAUUUUCACAGUUAAUUUCAAAUAUCAAAUCAACACGUUCUAUUGUGGUUUUGGUUGUUGAUGUCAUGGAUAUUCAGGGGAGUAUCAUUCCAAACCUAAUGGAUUAUAUUGGAAAAAAUCAUCCUGUGAUUAUUGUUGGUAAUAAGGCUGACCUCCUGUGUCCAGACUCAACUGAUUAUUUGAAAAAUGUGUCAACAGCUCUCAAGAAUCAAUGUUACAGGGCAGGAAUUAGGAACAUGAAGAAGUGUGUACUGAUAAGUGCCAAGACUGGAUUUGGCAUAGAGAGAUUGAUUACAACAUUAUUCACUUUUUAUAAACAAAAAGUGGACAUUUACAUUGUUGGCUCUGCUAAUGCGGGCAAGUCUUCUUUGUUCAACACAUUGUUAGCAUCAGAUUAUUGUAAGCAUACAGCCAGAGAUCUUAUCCAGAGAGCAACAAUUUCACCUUGGCCUGGUACAACUCUCAAUUUGCUGAAGUUUCCUAUAAUGAGACCCUCAUCACGAACUAGCACUCUCAGAGUUUUGCGACUAAAGCAGAAGCAGGCUCAAAAAUUAUUAGAAAAACAAGAAAAAAUUCUAAAGUUAAAAAGAAAAGAAAAUGAUCUAACAUGGGAACUGAAAGAGGAAGUUGAAGUAACAGAUGUUCGUACAGCUGGACAGUUUCAAGCAGAUGAAGUUGGAACAUCGUGGGGUCAAGAGAUUGGUGGAUACAUACAAAAAGGCAGCGGCAUGAUUGAAAUUAACAAAGGCCCUGAGAAGAGUGCACCUUUUAAUUCCAAGGAUUAUCAUGAGAGCUAUUGGACUUAUGAUACGCCAGGUCUUGUCAACCCAACUCAGGUUAUGAAUCUCUUAACAUCAGAGGAAGCUCCAUUCAUAGCUCCCAAGACAAUGCUAGUUCCACAAUGUGUUCUGCUUAAUCCUGGGGACAGCUUAUUUGUAUCAGGCUUAGCAAGACUAGAUUACUUAGAGGGCAAUGAUACUGUUGUAUUUACAGUGCAUUGUGGACCUCAGUUGCCUAUUGUUGUAAUGCCUUCACUGGAAGCAGACCAGUUUUAUAUUGAUUCUGUGGGAACAGAAAAGUUGGGAUUACCAUUAGGCAGCAAAGAACGCAUACUGAGAUUGCCGUCUUUAUGUGGAAAGGAAUUCACAGUGAAAGGAAUGAAACCAAAUAUUGCUUCAUCUGAUAUUCAAAUGUCUUCUAUAGGCUGGAUCUCUGUGGCUCCUCAAGUAGACCAGGAAGUCAAACUGAGAGCGUAUACACCAGGUGGUGUAGGUAUGCACCAGCGCAAUCCAGCACUACUUCCUAACUACACAGUGUACAGGGGGAAAAGAAUUUCUGGAACACCAUUUCUGGCCACGAAACCUCCUGGUUGGAUUAUGGCUAAUGAAGUUGGAGAGUUGUUAGAAAGUUGACCAUUUUAACUCAAUACUUUGCUUAAUAUUUACUGUUGGAUAAAGGAAAUGACUUGACAAAGAGUCACUAGGUUUUACCUGAGAAUGAGAUGCAGUGUGUUACCUGUAAAAGAGAUGCAGAGUUCCUCCUAACACAAGACACAAUGUUACUUUCUCAUUUUCUUUCAGCUGCAUGCAAAGAGAGCAAAAGCUGCUUGUGUAAUUUGAUUUAAGAAACAUUAAAGAAAAUAAAACAGUAUCCAAAGUAUAA